AUGUCGACUAAGGUGAAAGGCCUUCUUAAAGGACUUAGAUACAUUUCACAAAUAUUUGAUGAGAAAGAAGAUGAAAUUCAAAUUGGAUUCCCAACAGAUGUAAAACAUGUAGCACAUAUUGGAUCAGAUGAUCCUUCAGCAAAUGCACCUAGCUGGAUGAAUGAGUAUAAAGGAACAAAUCCAUCUGGAACAAUAGACGUUACUGAGACACAUGAAGAAGACAAUAACAAAUCAUCAAAUCCAAAAGAAAAAUCAUCAAAGAUUCGACAUCUAAUUCCAAAAUCAAGACACCAAUCAAUUGACACUGAAGCCAACUCAACGACCAAGAAACACACGCGCCGCCAUCUCCGAUCAUCGGAUCCAUCUGCAGAAAGCUCAGCACAAGACUCCUCGGGUGGUUCUCGACAUAGACGACAUCGUCGUGGCUCAAAUCACGACCCUGAUUCACAAUCAUCCGAUGCUCCAUCGGGCAAAACCCAUCGGAGAAAAUCCAAGACUUCAGAAGAUGGUUCCGUGCGAAAGCCUUCUUCAAGAAGAUCAUCUAAAGGAGAUUCAUUAACCGAUAUCUCUAUUACAGAUUUCGGAUCUGGGUCUGUAGCAGAAAUUGAAAAUGAAUCUAAAUAG
Lathyrus sativus (Indian pea) is the source of this 624-nucleotide messenger RNA. The record is from the annotation of a GenBank genome assembly. Lineage: Eukaryota; Viridiplantae; Streptophyta; Magnoliopsida; Fabales; Fabaceae.